Messenger RNA from Prunus mume (Japanese apricot), 830 nucleotides. The record is from RefSeq and is a predicted model, not a curated record. NCBI's taxonomy places the organism in Eukaryota, Viridiplantae, Streptophyta, Magnoliopsida, Rosales, Rosaceae.
CUGAACCUUCCUUCAGAAUCAUUGAAAUCUGAAUUGAAGAAGCCCCGUCUCAUCCUAAUACAAAAAUAUUAAAAGAAAAGAAAACAAGAGAAAAAUAGCAACACCAACUCAUUUCUCCUCCACGAGGACGAGAACGCGAACGACGACGACCAUCCGCAGGAGCUUCCCAACCACGAUUUCAGAACAAAGAAAACACUCUUCUUCUAUAUAGCUCCUUCAGACUCAGUAGCCCCUCGUCAGUUCUUCAAAACUAGAAACACAGUGAAAGAGAAAGAGAUGGAUAUAGACUUUGAGGCGAGGGUGAAACCUCUGGAAUACAAAGUGAAGGCAAUGUCACGUGAGUCGCCGUCCCAGAAGGCGGGUCACGUGCUCGACGCCGACCUCCGCUCCCACUGGUCCACCGCUACCAACACCAAGGAGUGGAUUCUUCUCGAGCUCAACGAACCUUGCUUGUUAUCGCACAUACGAAUUUACAACAAGUCUGUGCUCGAAUGGGAAAUUUCAGUUGGCUUACGCUACAAGCCAGAGACAUUUGUAAAAGUUCGCCCACGUUGUGAAGCACCGCGACGUGACAUGAUCUAUCCCAUGAACUAUACUCCCUGUCGCUAUGUGCGAAUAUCUUGUUUGAGGGGAAAUCCCAUAGCUAUUUUCUUCAUACAGCUUAUCGGCGUUUCAGUGACUGGCCUGGAACCAGAGUUUCAACCAGUUGUUAACCACUUGUUGCCAUCCAUUAUAUCUCACAAACAAGAUGCCCAUGAUUUGCAUCUUCAGUUUGUAGUUGCUUAAAGACAUGACAAGUCGGUUGCUUGUUUUCCUUCCCCAACUUGAGG